GAGGAGGAUGUGGCUGCCAUGGUAACGAGGGCUGUGUAUGGAGGACAGCAGCCAGUCGCAGGCAGCCACAGAAAGAUCUAUCCUUUUUUCCUCAUUCCACUUCCACUUUACCGAUAUAGAAAACGAUCUCCAGACCAAGCGUUUGAUCGCGCUCCUGUCCCUCCUGCCUGACGCUUCAAACGCAUCACCUCACAACACUCUCAUCAGACGCAGGAAACGCACACAUCUCCAGGAUGGCAACCAUCACCUGCACGCGCUUCACAGAGGAAUACCAGCUUUUUGAGGAACUGGGAAAGGGAGCCUUUUCUGUGGUGCGGAGAUGUCUGAAAGUUCUCUCAGGGCAAGAGUAUGCUGCAAAGAUCAUCAACACAAAGAAGCUGUCUACUCGGGAUCACCAGAAGCUGGACAGGGAGGCUAGGAUCUGCCGACUGCUGAAGCACUCCAAUAUUGUGCGGCUGCAUGACAGCAUCUCAGAGGAAGGUCACCAUUACCUCAUCUUUGACUUAGUAACGGGUGGUGAGCUGUUUGAAGACAUUGUUGCCAGGGAAUAUUACAGCGAAGCAGAUGCCAGCCAUUGCAUCCAGCAGAUUUUGGAGGCAGUACUUCAUUGCCAUCAGAUGGGCGUUGUGCACAGAGACUUAAAGCCAGAGAACCUGCUUCUGGCUUCCAAAUCCAAAGGUGCAGCUGUGAAGUUAGCAGACUUCGGCCUUGCCAUUGAGGUUGAAGGGGAACAACAGGCUUGGUUUGGGUUUGCUGGCACUCCUGGUUACCUGUCCCCAGAAGUCUUACGGAAGGACCCCUAUGGAAAAGCUGUAGACCUGUGGGCAUGUGGUGUGAUUCUCUACAUCCUGCUGGUUGGAUACCCACCCUUUUGGGAUGAAGACCAGCAUAGACUCUAUCAGCAAAUUAAAGCUGGCGCCUACGAUUUUCCUUCACCUGAGUGGGACACAGUCACCCCUGAGGCGAAAGAUCUUAUUAAUAAGAUGCUGACCAUCAACCCAUCUAAACGCAUCACUGCUGCGGAGGCACUCAAGCACCCAUGGAUCUCACAUCGCUCCACUGUUGCAUCUUGCAUGCACAGACAGGAGACUGUCGAAUGCUUGAAGAAGUUCAACGCUAGAAGAAAGCUCAAGGGUGCUAUCCUCACUACUAUGCUGGUCACCAGAAACUUCUCAGGAGGAAAAAGUGGGAUCAGCAAGAAGACAGAUGGUGUGAAGAAAAGGAAGUCCAGUUCCAGCACCCAGCUGAUGGAAUCGUCAGAGAGUACAAGCACCACAAUUGAGGAUGAGGAUACUAGAGUGAGGAAGCAAGAAAUCAUCAAAGUAACUGAGCAACUCAUUGAAGCCAUCAGCAAUGGAGAUUUUGAGAAUUACACGAAGAUGUGUGAUCCCAGUGUUACGGCGUUUGAGCCUGAGGCCCUGGGAAACCUGGUGGAGGGGCUGGAUUUCCAUCGCUUUUACUUUGAAAACUUGUGGUCGAAGAACAGCAAGCCGGUUCACACCACUAUCCUGAACCCUCAUAUCCACCUGAUCGGCGAGGAGGCCGCCUGCAUCGCCUACAUUCGUAUCACGCAGUAUCUCGACACAAACGGAAUGCCAUGCACUGCCCAGUCAGAGGAGACACGGAUCUGGCAUCGUAAAGACGGCAAGUGGCAGAUAGUCCACUUCCAUCGCUCAGGCUCUCCGUCUGCCAUCACUAAAUAAGAGAGUCAGUUGAAAAUACCAGAGUUGCAGGAUCACUGGCUUGAGGAUGUACAAGCUCCCAGCUUCUCAUCUCAUUCCUUGAACUUCAUUGGCCCUCUGCUUUACGGUGUCAUCACAUUCACAUUAGCUUUUAUUCUCAUUGCUCAGAACACUUCUUUAUGGAUAAACUAUGAUGAAGCCGCUGUUGCAACCCUGCUGCGUGGUAUCAAUGCUUUUUUUUUUUUACAUCUUGAUUAUGAUUACAAAAUUAGCCACCAUGUUUUUGACCAUAAGUGCUACAUUUGCAGAUAUUUGACACAAAUGAGAUAUUUGGGACAACGGCUACAUUCCAAAAGAGAUCCUGUUUCCUAGGGGUUUCCACGGAUACCUAGAUUUUUUUUUAGACAUUAACUAGUCUUUUAAUCUCUCUUAUACACCUGUAAUAAACUCGAAUGUAAUCUGAUUGAAAUGGAUGUUUAUAUAUUUGAAAUAAAGUAGAACUGCUAGGUAAGAAUAUAGUAAUGACUUAAACAGCUUGUCCUCCACUGCCCGAUUUCCAGACAAUCGCCAUUGAACAUUUUCUACCGAGUUUAGUGAAGCACAUUGAACAGCAGUGAAUUUCAGUAUACGUUUAGCCCUUGAAAUCAAAGCUGCAUCUAUGGCACAAAAAACACACACACAAUCUAUUGAACCCACAUGAUCCGCACUGCAAGAACAGAUGGAUCAAGGGGGCUGAGCAACCCACUCAACGAACUGUUGCUUAAAGUUAAAGCCGGUGCUGAUGGUGGCAGUGGAACAGUAAAUGCAUGCGAGAGCUUGAUAUUUCUUUCUGCCGUACAGGGUUUUGAGAUCCGGGUCUGGUGUGGUGUGCUCAGAGCACUUUGAUAAAGUUCUUCCAGUAGAGCUGGUGUAUUUGUUCUUCCUUUUGUA
This is a messenger RNA of Sinocyclocheilus rhinocerous, 2612 nucleotides long. Its product is annotated as calcium/calmodulin-dependent protein kinase type II subunit alpha. Gene Ontology annotation, biological process: protein phosphorylation. The coding region runs from base 234 to 1703 and encodes 489 amino acids. The transcript is spliced from 19 exons. Gene Ontology annotation, molecular function: calmodulin binding; calcium/calmodulin-dependent protein kinase activity; ATP binding. The record is from RefSeq and is a predicted model, not a curated record. NCBI's taxonomy places the organism in Eukaryota, Metazoa, Chordata, Actinopteri, Cypriniformes, Cyprinidae.